UGGCCGAAGAAAAAUAAUAGGAAAGCACCGUUGUUUGAAGUGAACUGUCGUCUGUUUUCUUCUCCCAAAUCCACCCAAAACCUCUCCCUCCCAUCUCUCCUUGCCUGGUCUGUUCGGCGAUCGGCGGCGGCCGCGGCGGCACCGGUGGCGAUGAGCGCGGUGAACCUCACGAACGUGGCUGUACUGGACAACCCGAUCUUUGUCAACCCCUUCCAGUUCGAGAUCUCAUACGAGUGCCUCGUUCCCCUUGAGGAUGAUCUGGAGUGGAAGCUUAUAUAUGUUGGAUCAGCUGAAGAUGAGAAUUAUGAUCAGCAACUUGAGAGCGUGCUUGUUGGCCCUGUGAAUGUUGGGACAUACUGUUUUGUUCUGCAGGCUGAUCCUCCUGAUCCAUCAAAGAUCCGUGAGGAAGACAUAAUUGGUGUUACUGUGCUGCUGUUGACUUGUUCAUACAUGGGGCAGGAGUUCAUUAGAGUAGGUUACUAUGUGAACAAUGAUUAUGAUGAUGAGCAGCUUAGAGAAGAGCCCCCAGCGAAGCUGCUGAUUGACCGGGUGCAGAGGAAUAUUUUGACUGACAAGCCUCGGGUCACCAAGUUCCCCAUCAAUUUCCAUCCUGAAACCAGUGCAGGUGCAGGACAGCAGCAGCAACCACAAUCAGCUUCACCUGAAAACCACGCGAACGAAGGGAACAAGCCCAACACAGAUCUAUAAUCCGUGUUGAAAACUUGGAAUGCCAAUUUUGUGAUCAGCUGCAAGCCUUCUAGGACAAAUUGCAGUAUCGGAUGGCUUCCUUGGAGUUUGCGUGAACCGUCUGUCCUGGUGAACCACUAAAUUAGAUUCCGUUAACCAAAACUGCACAUUUUCUAGUCAUAUGCCUGUAGGAGUAGCGGGUAAGUUCUAACACACUGCUGAAAUGUCGCAUCCUUUUGCUAGUGAUGAUGUUAAAGCUGCAUCUUCAUCCAAUGAUCCGGUCCAAUCCGAUUUGUCUUGGAUUAUGUCAGGCUGUCAGCAAACGCAAGAGUUCGAUAUAAUUUUAGUUCAAUAUAACUGAGCAGUUACAUAA
Brachypodium distachyon (stiff brome) is the source of this 1060-nucleotide messenger RNA. RefSeq names its product histone chaperone ASF1B-like. Gene Ontology annotation, biological process: DNA replication-dependent chromatin assembly. Gene Ontology annotation, cellular component: nucleus. The record is from RefSeq and is a predicted model, not a curated record. Gene Ontology annotation, molecular function: histone binding. NCBI's taxonomy places the organism in Eukaryota, Viridiplantae, Streptophyta, Magnoliopsida, Poales, Poaceae.